Messenger RNA from Durotheca rogersii, 2295 nucleotides. RefSeq names its product S-adenosyl-L-methionine-dependent methyltransferase. The transcript has 10 exons. The record is from RefSeq and is a predicted model, not a curated record. Gene Ontology annotation, molecular function: methyltransferase activity. Bases 546 to 1820 code for a protein of 424 amino acids. Lineage: Eukaryota; Fungi; Ascomycota; Sordariomycetes; Xylariales; Xylariaceae.
GUGCUUCUGAGCAUACCCGGUUACCAUUAUCUGUCAGAUGCUGGAUUCCCAUGUGCCUCAUCCAAGACCGUCUCCGGGCGUGUGUGAGAACAUACCUAAUGUAUAGCUCCCGAGACACGGGCGCGCUGUACAAUAACGGGUUUUCCACAUGUAGUAUGGACGCCAAUAAAUCGUCCGACUCCCCCCCUUCAGCACCUCCGGCUGGAUUCUUGCGAGUCGUAUGGCCCUGCCUAUUCCCAGCUACUCUCUACUUGGCGGCUCAACCCUCGCCCCUCCACCCCACAACGCUAGACGAUUGCUAUUGAGUUGACUCGUACGGCUGCGGUUGUCCCUUAGAGAGGCCGCUCUCCAGCGUAGCGCUUCCGACUCUUCCUCUCUCUCUGUCUCGUCUUGCCAGGGAGCCCAACACGUAGGCUUGCCUAUGUCUUAGGCAUAAUCUGAACUAGCGAGCAAGAGUCACAGUAGACAGGUUGUGUUCAUGCGUUAGUGCCUCGAUCGAGCCAAGAGUUCCAAGCCAAAGAUAGACAUCUAUCUAGCCUACCAGCAUGGCCAACCUUUCUACCAAGGCACCAGAACCCGUGGCGAGGUCAGACGUAACGCCACAGGCCGGCACUGCAGCGGGCGAGAGCGCAACUAGUGCAACGGUUGCGACGGAGACUUCAGAGGCGCCGUCGUCUCCUGCCCCUCCUUCUAGUCCUCCUGUUACCACUACUGCCUCUGCUACCGCUGCUACACCAGAAGCCGGGGCGGCAGCAACGUCAACGACCGUAGACGCGCUAGAUAUGGCGUCGGCUGCUGAGCCCGAUCAGCAGGCUCAAGUACCGGAGGUCUUGCCCGCGUCCCACUGGGCGCAAAUACCGGCCGUUUACGACUCCGACGAUGAAGAUUCUGCUUACGGGGGAGACAAUGCCAGCUCGACCGCGUCGCUGAGCGCCAGCAUACUCGAGUAUCGAACCAUGCACGGACGCACGUUUCACAGCGAGCUGGGUAACGCUCAAUCCUGGAACCCGAAUGAUGCCCAACACGAUGAGUGUAUGGAUAUCCUUCAUCACGUAUCGACGCUGUUGCAAGACGGGAAGAUUUACUUAGCUCCAAUCGACGACAGCGUGCAGAAAGUUCUGGACGUGGGCUGUGGCACUGGGUUGUGGGCAAUCGACUUCGCCGACCAGCAUCCCGGCGCUGAGGUAACCGGUGUAGACAUAUCGGCGCAACAGCCGCAAUGGAUCCCUCCUAACCUGAAAUUCGAAAUCGACGACGUGACGCGGCCCUGGACGUAUAAGCCCAACAGUUUCGACUACAUCCACAUGCGUUGGCUAGUGGGCUCCAUCACUGACUGGACUUCUCUUUACAAGGAGGUCUUCAAGGCCCUGAAGCCCGGUGGAUGGUUCGAGAACAAGGAAUCGUCCGCUAUUAUCACCAGCGACGAUGGGACGGUGGCGGACGGUUCCGCUCUUGAUCAAUGGGGUAAGGUGUUUGGGGAGUCUGGCAAGAGGAUCGGCCGCUCGUUCCGCGUCGUCGAGGAGGGGAUCCAGCGCAAGGCCAUGGAGGAGGCUGGCUUCGUCGAUAUCCGCGAACACGACUUCAAGACACCGUUGGGAGAUUGGCCAGCGGACCCCAAGUUGAAGGAGAUCGGUCAAUAUAACCAGCUCGCUCUUGAACAGGACAUUGAAGGAUUUCUGGUAUAUGUCUGGAUUACUAUCAUGGGGUGGACAAAAGAAGAAAUUUCGGUCUACGCUGUACAUCUGCGACGUGAACUACGGUCCCGAAAAGUCCACCCCUAUUACCCGCAGAAGGUAGUAAUUGGCAGGAAACCGGAAUAAUAACCAAGGCUCAGUUUUUGUGUUCUCUUUUGGAAAGAAAAAAAAGGCCGAUCGAGGAAAAGCGAGCGUCAAGCCCUCCGAGUAGACAGAAGAUGGGAGGCGGCGUGCCGCCUGCUUGAGUUCUGGCGGUGUUUGAGCCUAUAUUAUAUCAAAAAGAAGGAAAGAAAAAAUCCGCGCCCGGGUUAUAUACGAGUAGAACGAGCUUUCUAGAUUUCGUCGAGUCCCCAUUGGGAGUGGGUGUUAUACGUCGAUUCUCUUCUGCUGCAGUGCACCGUGGGUAAGGAGACAGAUAUACCUAAUGUGAUGGAAUUCCGAAUCUGCCCUAUUCCGGUCCUCUUACGCUCUGUUUCUCCCCAGUCGAUAUGCAUUCGGGCGCAUUCGAUCCCCUGUUGGAUGUCGAGCCCCUUAUUUGCGCCUCAAAUAUCCGCCGUCGAACCACCGUAGGAGUGUAUCGUCUGAUCUGCGCACCCCGCCG